CGGUUCGGGGCGCCGCAGCGGAGCUGCACCAUGAAGGCCGCGGUUCUGCUGCUCCUCGUGGCGCUGCUCGCGUUCAGCCUCUGCCACGGCGCACCCGACGGCUCCGAUGCUCCCAGCGCUAAAGCUUUCAUCUCCCACCGCGCCAGCGCCGAGAUGGUGCAGAGGCAGAAGAGGAAUUUGGCCCUCGACGGCGGCAUCGCCGGAGCUCCGGACCCCCUGGAGUCCAAACGCGAGGUGUGCGAGCUGAGCCCCGACUGCGAUGAGCUGGCGGACCAGAUCGGCUUCCAGGAGGCGUACCGCCGCUUCUACGGCCCCGUCUGAGCCCC
This is a messenger RNA of Lagopus leucura (white-tailed ptarmigan), 326 nucleotides long. It is a transcript of the gene BGLAP, whose product is annotated as bone gamma-carboxyglutamate protein. Bases 31 to 321 code for a protein of 96 amino acids. Gene Ontology annotation, molecular function: structural constituent of bone; hydroxyapatite binding; calcium ion binding. Gene Ontology annotation, biological process: response to vitamin K; regulation of bone mineralization; bone development. Gene Ontology annotation, cellular component: extracellular region. The record is from RefSeq and is a predicted model, not a curated record. The transcript is spliced from 4 exons. NCBI's taxonomy places the organism in Eukaryota, Metazoa, Chordata, Aves, Galliformes, Phasianidae.